Molecule: messenger RNA, 3768 nt
Organism: Cyclospora cayetanensis
Lineage: Eukaryota; Apicomplexa; Conoidasida; Eucoccidiorida; Eimeriidae
Product: translation initiation factor IF-2
Exons: 10
Coding region: 1-3768 (1255 amino acids)
Molecular function (GO): translation initiation factor activity; GTPase activity; GTP binding
Source: RefSeq, a predicted model, not a curated record
AUGGCAUCCUCAGCUGAAGCCGCUUCCCCAGGUGUCUUUUCUCCAGCGGAAGAGACGCCGCGGCAGUGUAGAAAUGAUAGCCGAUCAAGGCCUAGUGUUGGCUCCGAUUCGCAAGCAGCUGAGGCGCUGCUGAGACCGCCUGAGGCUUCCUUGCAGCUGCUGCGAGACUGCCUGCCCUCAGUGACAGCCGCUGCAGCAGCUGCAACGGCGUCUAGAGUGUACAGCAGCAGGCUAGCAUGCAGCUCUAAGACCACUUUCCAGAAAAGUGUUCAUCUGCGACAGCCUGCCUCUUUUGCCGUAGGCAGCGAUGCUGCUGAUGGCGCUGCGAAGUUUCUUGUGCGGCUUGAGCCUGGCGAGCAGCAGCCGGCGUCUGCUGCGAUGAACAGACUUCCAGACGGCGGCAAAGCGGUGACGACGACGACGUCUCUGCAAAAGAAGGUGCCAGAAAAAAAAAUCGAACAAAAUCAUCGGCAGCAGCAGCAGCAGCAGGAGGACAGGAUUGAAGAGAUUGCUCGUGCCGUACGGCGUUACGAUGCUCUUGGCGUGGCCUCUCUCGGAGGUGCUAACAGCAGUCUUCCUGAGGAAAAGACGCAACCAGCAGCAACUCCUGACUCGCCACAGCAGCCGCAAAGCCUCGCAGAAGUGCUGCAGUCGGCUCUUGAGGCUCUUGAGGCCAGCGUGCUGCAGGGAGCCUCCGGCGCUGCAGCUUCCGUAGCAUCAGCAGCAGGUGCAGCAUCAGGUGCAGCAUCAGGUGCAGCAUCAGGUGCAGCAGCAGCAUCAGAUACAGGAGGAAGGCUUACCAAGGAGUUGGGCGUAGAGUUGGUGAGUCACCUCUCGUGGAUUCGCUGGGCAUGCACACGCGUAGGUCUUGACAUGGGGGGGCCCCUUGGAGCUUUUCGGCUGCGAGCAGCGAAGUGUUUGGGAAGCAGGAACGGGAGGGGGUCUAUCCCUCAGCCGACACUCGUGUCUAGGAGGAUCGCGACGCCUUGCCUCUUUGCCCUGAGGGAGUGGCUCGCGCUGCAGCAGCAGCUGACGCGUUCAGAAGCAUUAAAUCCUUUGCAGCAAGACGAGCAGCAGCAGCAACAACAACAGGAGUCGCUGCAACAGCAGCAUCACAUUGCUGCUGCCUUGACCGAAUUGCUACAGCGCGCUGCAGAGGAGAGCUUUUUGAAGGACGGCGUGGCACUCCCUCGCAUUCAGAGCCUUACUGCGCUUCUCGCGGAUGACGCUGCAGCAGUGCGUAUCCAGAUACAAGAGCAGCGGCAGCAGAUACAACAAGAGCAGCGGCAGCAGAUACAACAAGAGCAGCGGCAGCAGAUACGACAAGAGCCAGGAUCGGCAGCGGCUGCUCCAGACGCAAAGGCAACUGCAGAGGAGGGAGAGGCAGCAGCAAGCGCGGAGGGCGUAGAUGCAGAGGCGUAUCUGAAGGCACUCACUGAGAAGGCUGCAGCACACAGGCAGCAGUUGCUGCUCGACUUUGCGCAGCAGCAGCAGCGGUUACAAGAGCAGCAGCAGCAGAUACAGCAGCAGCGACAGCAACAGCAGAAACAGCAACACCAGCGCGUCGCCUCGCUAGAAGCGGCGGCAGCUAUCCGCACGCCUCUGCAAUCGGCCCCGUUGGGGCUCCCUUCACGGGCUGCUGCUGCGGAUUGGACAGGGGGGGGUGUCUCCCCAGGUGCUCUUGGCGAUGAAAGCAAUGCACUGGAUGCGGCUCACAUCACCGUUGCAUCUCUGGCGCAGCAUUUGCGACAACCCGAGGAACGAGUGCUUGAACUGGCGAAGGCGCUGUUAGAGGGCCUCCCGGGAGCUCCUGCAGUUUCCCUAGGCUCCACGAUGACGGAGGAGGAGGCUGAGUUUCUUAGCGAUGAAUUGGGGUGUCUGCAGCUGUUGCGGCUAAGCAGCAGGGCAGGCAGCGGCGCUGCACGGCAGCAGCAGCAGCAGCAGCUGCGAGCUCCCCCCGUAAUUGCCGUACUAGGCCACGUCGAUCAUGGGAAAACUUCUCUGCUGGAUGCCCUUCGGAGGUCGAGCGUGGCAGCUACCGAAGCGGGUGGAAUAACUCAGGCCGUCAGCAGCAGCAGCUUCCGCCUCUCUUCUCUACGAACACACGCCAGUCAGCAGCAGGGGCAUGGCUUGCAGCAGCUAGUCACCUGCGUAGACACCCCGGGGCACGCGGCUUUCGCCUCAAUGCGCCGUCGGGGAGCCGCAGCCACCGACUUGGCGAUUUUAGUGGUGGCAGGAGAUGAAGGGGUCAAGCCGCAGACGGCAGAAUGCGUGCGCUUGCUUGCCGAGAAGAACAUUCAGACCGUGGUCGCUGUAACAAAGAUGGAUAGAUCUGGAGCCAGUGUGGAUCGAGUGAAGAAAGACCUGGCCGCUCUUGGGGUCGUUAGCGACGAAGAUGGUGGCAGUGUGCCGUUCAUUCCCGUUAGCGCAAAGACCGGGGAGGGCCUUGCCGAUCUCGAGGCAGCAAUAGCUCUCCUAGCCGAGGGAAUGCCUCACCUGGUGGUUCCGCCUCCUCCGCUUACGGGAGCUCCCGUCGCUGCAGCGCGCGGCCUUGUUCUGGAAAGCAGAGUAGACCCUCACAGAGGCCGUCUGCUGCACGUUAUCGUGCGGUCCGGCUUCCUGAGGGAAGGGGCCUGGGUUGCUGUGGGGCCCCACUACGGGCGCAUCAAGAAAAUGUACGUGGGUUCAGCAGGGGGCCCCACGGAGGGGCCUAAACAGGUCAAGUGCGCCGGAAUGAAUGAAGCCGUGGAGAUUGGGGGCCUGGGUGAUAUGGAGGCGUCUGCGGGCCAGCUCGUCGUGCAGGCGAAAAACCAACAGCAGGCUGCCAAGCUUGCGGCCAUGGCGCAAAGGGCUCAACAGGCUCGCGCGCUCCAAGCACCGUCGCGUGUCGAGAAGCUCGAAGCAGACUCCCAGGUUACGACAGCGUCUUCCCCCGACGGGCUGCGUCAUGCUGGGGCCAGCACCUUGCCAGAAGUUGCGGUGGUCCUAAAGACAGGAGACCAGGGCAGCCUUGAGGCUAUUGUGGACUGGAUGGAAAGCAGGAACUCUCAAACGCAGAAUAGUGCAAUCGAGUCAUCGCGUGUAGAGGAAGCUCUCACAGCAGCAUUGUCGAGAGCGCAUGCAGAAGAGGAAGGUGCACACGAAGAGGAACAAGCGAGGCGGAGCUCGCUUCUGCAACAAUGGCGGCCUUUGAGGGUUGUUAGAUCUGGGGUGGGCCCCGUAAACGCCUCAGACGUUCGAUACGCACAGAUGACAGGGGCUGUUAUUCUGGCCUUUGGAGUUUCAGUUCUAGACCACGUUCAACAGGCAAUUGAAGAGGCGGGUGUGCCCCUGAGGGCUCAGAACAUCGUGUACAGGCUGUUUGAUGACUUAGAGUCUAUUUAUGAUUUCCACUUUGGCCCCAAAUUUGAAAUGGUGCAAUCGGCGAGGGCUCAGAUUACCCAAGUAGGGAGCUACGUCCUUAAGAAGCGGAAAGGGGGCCUCCAGACGGUGGUGGGCCUCGAAGUCAAGCAGGGCACUCCGAAUACGCAACACGCAUAUUCUUUGGUGCGGAACGGAAAGACACUGGUCGAAGGACUAAAGGUCAAGUCGAUGCAAAAGAGCAAAGAAAGCGCCACUUCUCUUGCAAAAGGAAGCCGCGACGGUGCCAUCAUUUUCGACAGUCCAUUCGAGUUUCAGGAGGGAGAUGUGCUGAUCGCCUUUGAACAGAGAGAAAAGUGUCCUCCGCCCUUUCUCUCUGGCCAUCACUUUAUGCGGGCCCCUGAGUGA